This is a messenger RNA of Scatophagus argus, 3372 nucleotides long. Its product is annotated as ankyrin repeat domain-containing protein 13C-like. Gene Ontology annotation, molecular function: protein binding. Lineage: Eukaryota; Metazoa; Chordata; Actinopteri; Scatophagidae. Gene Ontology annotation, cellular component: cytoplasm. Bases 514 to 2079 code for a protein of 521 amino acids. The record is from RefSeq and is a predicted model, not a curated record. The transcript is spliced from 13 exons.
ACAGCAAGCUAACAGAGAUGUUAGCCCAGCUGGUUUUUUGUACAUUACCGUUCGCUUGAUUUUUGCCGCAAAGCAAACUGAAUCGGUACCGUUUCAAAACCGUAUAUCCAAGGAGCGACAGAAGAGACAAGGAUGUAGACGUCUGAUCUUUGUUCUCAUUCAUAGCUGUUAUGUGUAUUUAGUACGUGUGUGUUCUGUUAUGUUUAGCAUUAUUUUCUGUUUUCAUCGCCGCACCCACCAUAACGUUAUUCAUUUUUUAUUGUGUGCUAGUAGCUAACGUUUGCUAUCGCUAAUACUGGCUUUGGAGCUGGGCAGCAGGUGCAACGUUGUUUGACACAGCAGAAGACUAGCUAGCUACGAUAAAGCGUCGCGGUUGGUUUAAAUAGCCAAUAAGCUAAUCUGAAAUCAUUAUCUGCGAAUACUGUCCAUGCUGACUGGCUCCCAGUUUCGUGCCACAGCCUCACCAAUCUAAAGCCCAGUAAUUAGUCAGCUUAGUAUCAAACGGUAAUCAUAAUGACAGGAGAGAAGAUACGCACCAUGCGAAAGGACCAUAACAAAUCAAACAAAAAUGACGAGAUAAUGGACACGUACGAUGAGACCUCAAACGGGACUAUCCCUAACGGUACCAGUAACCUUUACAAAUCCAACAAGGCUUUUCAGAAAUCAGUCAAAACCUCGGUACUGCAGCAGCAGCUCAAUGCAAACAACAUUAACGGCAAUCCAUCAUCAAAUGAGACUAUUGUCAACGAUAAUAACAAGAACCCAAUAAUCCUGACAAGUGAGGACUUGGAGUUCCCUGUUCACGAAUGCGUCUUCAAGGGAGAUGUCCGUCGGCUCUCCUCUCUCAUCAGGACCCAUAGCAUAUCUCAGAAGGAUGUACAUGGAAACACACCUCUUCACCUGGCUGUGAUGCUGGGCCACAAAGAAUGUGCCCUCCUGCUAUUGGCCCAUAAUGCUCCCGUAAAGAUAAAGAACGCACAGGGGUGGAGCCCACUAGCAGAAGCCAUCAGCUACGGCGACAGACAGAUGAUCACAGCUAUACUGCGAAAGUUAAAGCAGCAAUCCAGGGAGAGUGUGGAGGAUAAGAGGCCAAAGCUACUGAAAGCUCUCAGGGAGCUUGGAGACUUUUAUCUGGAGCUGCAUUGGGACUUUCAGAGCUGGGUGCCUUUGUUGUCCCGAAUGCUUCCAUCUGAUGCUUGUAAAAUCUACAAGCAGGGAAUUAAUAUCAGACUUGACACCACACUCAUAGACUUUACUGAUAUGAAGUGCCAGCGUGGAGAUCUGAGUUUCAUUUUCAACGGCGAUGCUACGCCCUCCCAGUCCUUUGUGGUUCUGGACAAUGAAGCAAAAGUGUACCAAAGAAUACACCAUGAGGAGUCAGAGAUGGAGACCGAAGAAGAGGUGGAUAUUUUGAUGAGCAGUGAUGUCUAUUCUGCAACUCUGUCCACCAAGUCCAUCACUUUCUCUCGUAGUCAGAUAGGCUGGCUGUUCAGAGAGGACAAAACGGAGAGAGUUGGAAACUUUCUGGCUGACUUCUAUUCUGUGAACGGUCUGGUUCUGGAGUCACGUAAAAGGCGAGAACACCUAAGUGAGGAGGACAUCUUGAGGAACAAAGCCAUCAUGGAGAGCUUGAGUAAAGGAGGCAGCAUCAGUGAGCAAAAUUUUGAGGCUGCAAGAAGGCAGUCUCUCACAGCUCCAGCACCCAACACAAUUUCUUGGGAAGAGUACAUCACUGCAGAGCACGGAAAGCCACCUCAUCUUGGGAGAGAGCUUGUAUGUAAGGAAAGCAAGAAGAACUUCAAAGCCACUGUAGCCAUGAGCCAGGAUUUCCCUCUGGGCAUUGAGUCGUUACUAAACGUGCUGGAGGUCAUAGCUCCGUUCAAGCACUUCAACAAACUGCGAGAGUUUGUUCAGAUGAAACUUCCACCUGGGUUUCCAGUCAAACUCGACAUCCCCGUCUUCCCCACGAUCACAGCAACUGUCACAUUUCAGGAAUUUCGCUACGACGAAUUUGAAGAGUCUAUUUUCUUCAUCCCUGAUAAAUACAAAGAAGAUCCCAGUCGCUUCCCUGACCUCUGACCUGUAAACACAUCUGACACAAACAGACCAGUGAGGUGAUAUGUUGGGGAUGUGGGUAGCAAAAAUGAGGAAUCCUGUAUUGUUUUAUCCAUAUUAAAAAGGGGAAUUGAUCUUAUUGAUCAGUUAAUGCUUAUUUUGCUGGAUGGAUCAAAAGCAAAUCAAUGCAAAAGGAUAUUACAUCUCAUUUAUAGAUGCAUAUUGAUUGAGGCUUUUUUUUGUGAAACAAGUGAUGGCUUUCAUUGUACUGGCUGUUCACCACCUGAGCAGUUAAAUCCACUGCUCUGUGCUGCUGUCCUCUCCUGUGAAAGCUAUUAGAAGGUACACUCUGGACUGUUCUUCAUCCCCGUCCCCCAAGGACUGAUAACUGAAUUGUCAUUCUUAAAACUGCACUGACACUGUCAUCUGUAAAUAAUUCACAUCUCAUUUGUAAUUCAUAGCAAAGAAAAAAAAAAGAACCACAAAUAUAGUUAUAUCCUCAAACUGAGCUUAAUAUUCAUUUAUAAAUUAUGUACUAUAUAUAAAUAUAUAUACUCAAAAGAGUAACACUGUGUAGCAAUACAUUUACAGUACUUAAGAAUGUUUUUAACCAGCUGAGAAAAGGUUAGCGUAAAAACAGUUCGAUUCUUAACAGUUCGAUAUCCGAGCCUUUUCCCUUGUGCAGGAUGCAGUCUCCUGUAUUUUCAGGUUCAUUCAUGUUACCUCUCGACUGUCUCCAUGUUUGUCGUGAUAGUAUGGAUUCUGUGCUCUGUGUGAGUGAAUCAUUGUACUGUAUCAAGGGUUGUCGUAUGUACGUUUGUGUGUGGGAGAAACCAGAUGGGAUAUCAGGUAAACUGUUCCUAGUUAAAUACUGCACUGAUGUUAAGGCAUAUUUAAGGCAUGCUAUGGCUUUGUUGGCCUACUGGAUCACAGGCAUCUUUAAGAUAUAUUCUCUGAACAUUUGUUACAUAUACUUGCAGAUUUAUUGGUAUUUAGGUUAAGGAAAACUAAAAAUUGUAACACUAACACUCUGAAACACCUUUUAGUGCUUAUAAAAUCUCUCCUUGAUGUUAGUUGAUGUAUGCUUAUUUUUCCCUUCUCCUCCUCCCCCCCAAUUCAAGGAGAGUAAACCAAGCUGUGAAGUUGAAACUGUCCGAACGGGAAAUAUUCUGUCCCAUUGAGUUGUCUCUGGCUUCAGCUAACAUGUACUGCAACCAUACCUACUUCACAUCCCUUUAAAUAAAGCACCAGCAUCACAUUUCAACUGACUUUGUGCAGGUAUAAUAAAAAGACAGUGUUGUAUAUGAGGCUUCCAAA